This is a messenger RNA of Didymosphaeria variabile, 1191 nucleotides long. RefSeq lists its product as uncharacterized. Gene Ontology annotation, cellular component: cytoplasm. Lineage: Eukaryota; Fungi; Ascomycota; Dothideomycetes; Pleosporales; Didymosphaeriaceae. The record is from RefSeq and is a predicted model, not a curated record. The coding region runs from base 1 to 1191 and encodes 396 amino acids. The transcript is spliced from 2 exons.
AUGAGCACCGAGCAAGCGGAUUCUGCGGCAUCUGCCGUGGCUGCCCCGCCAAACCAGCCCAGACAGCUACCUUUUCCGCCUGUUACAAAACAGCAUAUCUUGAAUUGCUCAUAUCACAACUGGCAUCCAAAAUAUCGAGUUAUCACACCGAAAGCGCGUCUUAUACCUCUGCCCAGCGCGUUCCUAGAGUAUCUACGAGCGGAUGGUAUUGUACUUCCACCCGAAGACAACGACAAUCCCGAAUGGUCCGAUGCCGACAGCGGCAUAUUCUCAGGCGCCGAUAAUGACGGCGACGACGACGGCCCGAACCAAGACCCAUCGACACAUUGGAGGGAGACUCAUGAGGCCGUAGAAGCUGUGAUCGAGGAGCUGGGCGGCAAGGUGGCUCCGAAGCUGAAUUGGUCUGCACCCAAAGAUGCGACCUGGAUUGCAGCAACCAAUAACAUGGAGUGCCGGACACCAAACGAUAUCUACCUGCUGCUCAAAUCGAGCGACUUUGUCACACACGACCUCGAGCACGCUUUCGACGACACUGCAGAUGGCGACGUGGCUAUGGAAGGCGAUGCGACCAUUCCCUACCACUUGGUCCUGCGGAAAUGGAUCGUCCUCAAUCCAUCCGUUGAGUUUCGGUGUUUCGUGCGCAACCGGAAGUUGAUCGCCAUAUGCCAGCGAGAUUUGAACCACUUCGACUUUCUAUUCAAGAUGCAGGACAAACUACGACAGACUAUCCAAGAGUUCUUCGAUGUGAGACUACGCGACACUUUCCCGGAUCCCAACUUCACAUUCGAUGUUUACAUACCGCCGCCACACGACCGCGUGUGGCUGGUGGACUUCAACCCGUGGGCUCUGCGGACAGAUCCGCUCCUUUUCAGCUGGAUGGAGCUGCUGAAUUUGGCAGAGCCGCUGCCUUCUGAUGCCCAAGACACUUCCCAGAACGAUCCGGAAGAUGGCGAAGAUGGCGAAGAAGACGACGUGAUCGACUUGUGGCAGCCUGAGUUCCGCCUGAUUCGCAGAGAUGACCCUGAAGCAUAUGGCUUCUCGACCCCGCAGUACAGCGCUCAUAAACUGCCCAGAGACGUGGUGGACGCAAGUCGAGGAGGAGAGGGCAUGAUGCGGGAGUUUGCAGAUCAGUGGAAGGAGGCUCAGAGGCUUGCAGAACAGCAGGCAAAUGAGGACAGCGAGGAUGACUAG